UGACUAUUGCAUGAAUGUUCUGUUUCUGAAACUAGACUACAUCAUAUAUGCUUCACAAUUCUUGAAAAUUAAUUUACCUGUGGUACUCUUAUACUUUUAAACUCUAUUGAUAAGUACCAUGAUAAAAGUAAACUUCAUGUUGGAAUAAAUAGGUACAUUGAUUACACCUUCUUUGAUAGUAUUUUACAUUAAUUUUAUGUAUACUGGGGGUAAAGUGGAACACCGUGCGUGUAUCGAUUGACGGAAUUGUUAGGUUUAUAUGAAGUUUUUUAUGUUUGAUUCAGAUACGAUUGGACUUAUCUACUGAUUUUGCCCUAUGAAACUGGCGCGGUGCACGGCUUGCACCCAACAGAUACCCACCUCCCAGUCGGUGAAGAAAAUUCCGACCAAUUCAAACCCGAAUAAAUGUUUUUCUAAAUACAAUGUGUUUCAUAUUGGUAAAAAAACUAUUAUCUUUGCCAGAAAUUCAGCCAAAAACAAUACUAUUAAGAUGCUAGGUGACAUAGCAGAGAAGAGUGAUUUAAAGUAGAGUUGAAGCUACCUUCCAAACUAACCUUGUUGUAGAGGGUACCGCAUCUUUUCAAUAGAUGGCACUACCUUCAUAUUCUAUCCUAGAAAAAUUACUCUUUGAGUAAAGAAUAACUCAAAUGAGAGUUCACGUUUUCUACAAUAGGGGAGAUAGUUUUACUAUUUAUGACGAGUAUGCGCGCUAGCUUCUCCUAUCGCAGAAGAGGAAGGAUUUUCAGUUCAUCAGUAACACUUGAACCAUUCGAGUGAGACGUGCUGAAAAAAUCGAAAGAUAAAUACUCCGGUGGGUACUUGAAAUUGGAUUUGAAUCGCGGGCCGAAGUGUUAGAAUUUGGAAGACAAUAUGAUUAAUCGUUGAUUGUUUUAUUCAAUGUGCAAUACAGAUAUGAAAUUUGCAACGGACUUCAGUCGUUUGGCUUUAGAAUUUUUUGGCUUUUGGCCUGACACGGAGUAUAGUCAAGCUAGUAAACAUUUAAAACUGAAGUGUAUCAUCACAAUAUUAUUCCUUCUGGGAUUUUUGUAUUUACCCCAAAGUGCUUUGCUCUUAAUGAACAUUGGGGAUUUGAAUUUGGUUAUACAGAUAUUAGCUACUGGAAAAAUUAUAAUCUCCUGUGCCAUAAUAAAGAUAAUAAUUCUACAUAUUAAAAGAGAAGAUUUGAGAAGACUUCUCAAAAGUAUGAAUGAAGAUUUGGUGGAUUACGCCAACGAGGAAAUAAGGGAGAUCAUGUUGAAGAACGCAAUAUUCGUUAGAAAAAUGUGUAUCUCAUACUCCGUUACAAUCUGCAUAACAAUGUUACUUUAUAUAGUAGUCAAAAUAUUUUUUUACUUCGCGAAAAUCUCGGAUAACGACACAUAUCCUGGUCUUGAUUUAUUCGUUCCUAGUUAUUUGCCAAAUUAUCUUUUCAAUAGUCCAAGUUUCGAAUUAAUAUAUGCUGGGCAAAUUGUGGCCAUUAUGAUUGCAAUCAGCGCGUAUUCCAGAAGUGACAGUUUACUUGUGAUGCUGAUAAUGCAUGUUUCUACUCAAUUUACAAUAUUGCGAUCAUCCCUGAAGAAUCUACCUGUCAAAGUUGGUACUACGAGUUCCACAUUUAUGUGCGAACUUGGAGUAAUCGUCCGACGUCACGAGCACCUGAACAGGUUCGCUUCGAAAAUUGAUAACAUCUUCAAUAUGAUUUUACUAUUACAAAUCGUUCUGUGCUCCGUAUUGCUGUGCUUUCAAAGUUUUCACUUUCUUGUGAAAUUGAAAGAUAAGAACGCGGAAUUGUCUAUCAUCGAAUUGGUAUUUCUUUGUUUCUACAUUUGUCCCGUAUUAAUUCAACUGUAUAUUUAUUGUUAUUUCGGUGAAAUGCUUCAAUCCCAGAAUGAGGAGACGAGAAGAACCGCGUACGAGUGUCUUUGGUAUAUCUUGGAUCUAAGAGAUGCAAGAACAAUGAUUAUAAUAAUGGCGCGUACAGUUCGUCCAGUGCAGUUAACUGCUGGGAAAUUCAGCCCCGUCGUAAUGUCGACUUUCACGGCUAUCUUAAAAACAUCAAUGAGUUAUCUCUCAGUGCUAUUAGCUACAAUCAAUGAUCCGAAGGACAAUUAGAAAAUUUCUCAAGAAAUGAUGGUUUAUUCUAAAGUAUUGUACUAGGCGAAGGUAGUUCUACUACUUCACUUUAUGGAAAACUUAAAUGACACCCGCAUAAUUACACGUAUCAUAUGGUACAGCCGUGCACUCUUGUCGGUGGUAAAAUAUUAUGUACAUUAUAUCACCUACCGCAAUCAACAGUACACAUUCACCUGUUAAUCGCCACUCCAAGGGGUCUCAUGUUUUAUUUUAAAACUAAGCAGCUGAUUUUGUCAUAAAUGUCAAAGCGAAAAAACCAUUUGACUAGCAUUGGAUUCGA
Messenger RNA from Cephus cinctus (wheat stem sawfly), 2413 nucleotides. RefSeq names its product odorant receptor 13a. Gene Ontology annotation, cellular component: plasma membrane. Bases 898 to 2112 code for a protein of 404 amino acids. Gene Ontology annotation, biological process: sensory perception of smell; detection of chemical stimulus involved in sensory perception of smell. The transcript is spliced from 6 exons. The record is from RefSeq and is a predicted model, not a curated record. NCBI's taxonomy places the organism in Eukaryota, Metazoa, Arthropoda, Insecta, Hymenoptera, Cephidae. Gene Ontology annotation, molecular function: olfactory receptor activity; odorant binding.